AAACGUUUUUUGAGGGGGAGCAGACACAUUUAAUGUACCUGGAUCAAUUUUCAAAUUAGUCCUAAAGAAUUUUUAGUGAUUUGUUUUAAUCAAAGAAAUUGCAACAUUGUCGUCAAAGCGCUGUUAUUUUGACAGUUCCUACGGAAAUGGCUACAUUUACGCGCGCGCGCACUUCACGCUCUUCUGAAGUUAACUAUGGUACGUGGUAGGUAACCAGCGUUUUUUUUCUUACGUAGUAACGUUAGUUAGCCGUGAACUUUAAAAACAUAACAAUAGGUAUUGCGCGGACAAGCCGGGGAUAAACGAUGCUUCCUCGCAGGCAGGACUACGGGAUGAAGAGGACCGGAGGACCGCGCAACGGCUCGGUUAUUAACUUUAGGACAACGGUGAACUCGAGCUCCGUGCGCCGCAGCUCCGCCGUGCUGCCGUCGGUGCUAACGUUUCUGGUGAUCGUAGCAUCCGGAGGCCUGCUGCUCAUGAUAGAGAAAGGAAUGCUGAACAGCAUGGAGACGCCUCCACCCCGGGGGAGCGGCAAGCGGCUGGACUUUAUUCGGCAAGUGGGGAAGCACAGCCCGGGCGCUGCGGACGUGGACUCCCAGAUCCUCCAGGAGAUCCGUAAUCGCACCAUCAGGACCAUGUGCAGCCAGAAGAAUAUGCCCCACAGCAUCUGGUCCCUGAGCCCCGUGCAGAGGAAGACGCUGCUGCAGCACAUCCUGGUGAAUGAUCAGUACCACUUCCUGUACUGCUACGUCCCCAAGGUGGCCUGCUCCAACUGGAAGAGGGUUCUCAAGGUCCUGAAUGGAGCUCUGGAGAACGUGGACGUUAACAUCAAGAUGGACCACCGCAGCGACCUGCUGUUUUUGUCCUCCCUUAAACCCGAGGAGAUCCGCUACCGCCUGAAGCACUACUUCAAGUUCAUGUUCGUGCGGGAGCCCAUGGAGCGCCUGCUCUCUGCAUACAGGAACAAGUUCGGAGAGAUCGAGUCCUACCAGAGAAAGUACGGCGUGGAGAUUAUAAAGCGUUACAGAAAAGGCCGCGCUAAGGACUCAUCUGUGACAGGAGACGAUGUAACGUUCGCAGAGUUUGUGCGUUACUUGCUGGACGAGGAUGUGGAGCGCAUGAACGAGCACUGGAUGCCGAUGUACAACUUGUGCCAACCCUGCGCCGUGUCCUAUGACUUCAUCGGCUCCUACGAGCACCUUGAAAGUGAUUCGGAGUUUGUGCUCCAGCGCAUUGGAGCGCCUCCACACGUUCGCUUCCCAGAGAGGCAAACGUGGUACAAGCCGGUCACCACGGAGACGUUGCACUAUUAUCUGUGCACCUUACCACAAAAGCUACUGAGGGAGCUCCUGCCCAAGUACAUUUUAGACUUUUCCCUCUUCACUUAUCCUCUCCCCAACACAACCACUGAACACUGCCGGCAUUAAAAUGUGCGAUUUUUUAUAGCUUUGUGAUUAUUUUUUAUAGAGUAUCAUUUUUUUACUAUUUUUAUUCCUAGGGAACAAAACAGUAUUUUGAUAGCUGUUACACAUUUUUACUUGAGAUGUUUAAAUAUCAUCCAAAAUGCUGAUUAAGAUGGAAACUUCAAAACCACUAAAGCUUGAAAUCAGCUGAAAACAAAGAGAUUUUUUUUUAAAUCACUGUCAACAUGUUCUUUAUCAUGCACUGUUACAGCAAACAAACCAAUUCAGUAUAUAUUGAUGAAAAUGUAAAUAAGGUUGCAAGACCAAACUUUGUAUUUUGCAUGUUUCUUCAUGUACGCAGUGGAUAAGGUUUAAGUGUUUCUAGCCUCUGUGGGCCUUCAGUGGUUUAGCAGGCUAAAACACAAACUCACAGGUUUGUGGCUUUUAAAUCAAGCUUGUCUUUUUUUUUGUUUUACGUCACAGUCCCUCCUCCCCAUCCAUCUUCCAUCUUUUCCAAAACCGCAGACUAUUUACCUUGUAAUAAAACAGAAGUUCAAAUUUUGUGAUGCA
Molecule: messenger RNA, 1973 nt
Organism: Plectropomus leopardus (leopard coralgrouper)
Lineage: Eukaryota; Metazoa; Chordata; Actinopteri; Perciformes; Serranidae
Gene: chst14
Product: carbohydrate (N-acetylgalactosamine 4-0) sulfotransferase 14
Biological process (GO): carbohydrate biosynthetic process; dermatan sulfate proteoglycan metabolic process
Cellular component (GO): membrane
Molecular function (GO): sulfotransferase activity
Source: RefSeq, a predicted model, not a curated record